GGACUCGAUAUACUAAAGGAGAGAUUAAGGGAGUGUACAGGAAUGAUGGAUAUCUUUCUUAUGAUUGAUAGCUCUGUUGUCUGAUUUUCAUUGGCUAACAGAGUUUAUAAAGCAAUGCUUCUAACUUUCUAAGAUGUGGUACUUUUGGAUGUAACUCUGCCAGCAUUCCAGAUUGUUGGCUCCCCAGCUGCUUGACUUGAUCAAAUAAAGUGCUGCUUGACCAAGAAGUCUCCGCUUGGGUUAUCUGGUUAGAUUGAUACGGUAUCUCAAGUUCAGAAAGAUUUGGUACAGAUCAACUCCAAGAUCCACACCAGGUUUCUGGAACGCUCAAAAAGGUAAUUUUGCAAAUAACCAUUGGCUGCGGAACCAAGGAGAGAUUCAGUUUGCAACAGAAAAGAGAAGAGAAAGCUGAAGAAUGGCAGGGAUCUGGGAAGUUCUCACUGCUCUGCUGGUGGGUUUUCUGAUCCUGGAUUUUGGAAAGCUUCUCUGGUCAAGCAGACGUUACCCUCCUGGUCCUCUUCCUUUUCCUUUCAUUGGUGGACUCUGGCAGACUGGGACCAAGUUGUCUAUAGAUAUGUUCACUAAGCUGAGGAAGAAAUAUGGAGACAUUUAUACUAUAUGGUUAUGGCGUAAACCGAUAGUAGUCAUUUCUGGAUUUCAUGCGAUGAAGGAAAGCGUGAUCAACCAUUCACAAGACUUUGCCGAUCGACCCCUUUCAAGUUUUCUUUUAAAAAUGAGUAAAGGUAAAGGGGUUUCAUUUUCAAACGGUCACAACUGGAGGCAGCAGAGACGUUUCACCCUCACUGCUCUACGCACGUUGGGAGUGGGGAAGAAAGACAUGGAGAGUAAAAUAGAACAGGUGACCCAUCAGCUGGUGGAGACCUUUGCACACACAAAAGGGCAGCCAAUUGAUCCUUUUCCAUUGGUCAUGAGUUCAGUCUGUAAUAUGGUUUGCCUUUUGACUUUGGGAUACUGCUUUUCUCCUGAAGACCCAAAGUUCCAGAUGAUAUUAGAAGACAUUAGCAAUUAUACAAAAUUUGGGGACUCUGUCUUCUUAUUGCUCAAUGAUUUGUUUCCGUGGCUAAUGGAACAUCUCCCGGGACCUCAUCAGAAGAUACAAGAGUUGAUUAAGAAAGAUUUAUUAAUUAUAAAGGAAGAGGCAGAGAAACACAGCCAAGGUUUGGCCCAGCGCCAGCCAAAGGAUAUCCUAGAUCUGUAUCUACUCGAGAUAGAAAAGAAACACGGUGAACCCAACUCUACCUUUGAUAAUGGAAACAUGGCUCAUAGCAUUCUGGAAUUGUUUUUUGCCGGGACAGAAACAACAGCAAGUUUUCUGCAAUGGGCUUUGUUCUUCAUGAUGGUAUAUCCAGAUAUCCAAGAUAAAGUCUACAAAGAAAUGGAAACUGUUUUGGGUUCCUGUGACUCAGUCUGUUAUGAAGAUCGGUGGAAGUUGCCUUACACUCACGCUGUGGUUCAGGAAAUUCUACGUUUAAAAUACGUCUUAUUGUUUAGUAUUCCCAGGCAAACAGUGACAAAUGUAAACACAUGUGGCCUUUUUAUUCCAAAGGGAACUUUCAUUCUCAUGGAUGUCUAUUCAGUUCUUCAUGAUCCCAAGCAAUGGGAGAAGCCUGAAGAAUUCAAUCCAAAUCAUUUUUUAGACAAGGAUGGGAAUUUUAUGAAGAGAGAAGAAUUUAUGCCAUUUGGAGCAGGGGCUCGUGUUUGUGUGGGGGAAACCUUAGCCAAGAUGGAAUCUUUCCUUUUCUUCACCAACCUGCUGAGGACCUUCAAAUUGCAGCAGCCAGAAGGCGCAGAAGAACCCAGUCAGGAACCGCUAAUAGGAGUUAUCUUACAUCCUCGGCCCUUUAAAAUCUGUGCUGUUCCUCGUAGUGGUCAUCCUAAAAUAGAUUAAAAUGAAUGUAGGAUGUCACUGAUGUGGCUUUUAAAAUGAUUUCUCAGUCAUUCCUUUUCCUUUCAUAGGAAGUUCUGCCUUAACUUGCUCUCUGCUCAAGCUUGUUCUGUCCUAAAGGUUGGACUAGAUGACAUACAAGGUCCCUUCCAACUAUCUAUCCUAUCCUAUCCUAUCCUAUCCUAUCCUAUCCUA
Messenger RNA from Crotalus tigris (Tiger rattlesnake), 2101 nucleotides. Its product is annotated as cytochrome P450 2C39-like. Lineage: Eukaryota; Metazoa; Chordata; Lepidosauria; Squamata; Viperidae. Gene Ontology annotation, cellular component: intracellular membrane-bounded organelle; cytoplasm. The record is from RefSeq and is a predicted model, not a curated record. Gene Ontology annotation, molecular function: iron ion binding; oxidoreductase activity, acting on paired donors, with incorporation or reduction of molecular oxygen, reduced flavin or flavoprotein as one donor, and incorporation of one atom of oxygen; heme binding. The coding region runs from base 416 to 1909 and encodes 497 amino acids. The transcript has 10 exons. Gene Ontology annotation, biological process: xenobiotic metabolic process; arachidonate metabolic process.